Molecule: messenger RNA, 10508 nt
Organism: Nothobranchius furzeri (turquoise killifish)
Lineage: Eukaryota; Metazoa; Chordata; Actinopteri; Cyprinodontiformes; Nothobranchiidae
Source: RefSeq, a predicted model, not a curated record
GGGCCAUUUUAAUCUGUGAAGCACUUUGAGUUGCAUUUUUUGUAUGAAAAGUGCUAUAUAAAUAAAGUUGAUUUGAUUUGAAAAGAAUAACCACUCGGGCAGAGUUCAAUCAGACCAGAAUAAUCAGAUGUUUGCUGCCAAACUUCAGUCAGAAACAGAAAAUCCAGGUUUUUAGAGAGAAUUAAAUCAUUGAGCAGGAAGGACUUAUUGUUAACAGAGCAGGUAUUUAAUAGAGCCAUGCUGAGUGAGGUGGAGGAAUCAGAAACUACAGAAACAGCUAGAGUUAGUGGACGUAAAAUAGCAGGGUUAGAUCCAUGGUGUUUAUAAAAACCACUUAUGGAGGGAACAGGAGGAGAAACCACUGAGGAAUGAGGAUAAACCGACCUUAAAAAACUUGGACGGAAAAACUGUGCCACAACGCGGCCUGGCGGGAAUGCAGAAGUGGCGCUCAAGUCGCCAAACAAAGGACAAGAAGCAAGAAGAUCACGCCGAUGUUUACUAGAUAAACCACGCUUUAAGAAAAGUCUUAUGCUCACCUUGAUUCCUGCUUGUUUACCUCUUCCUCCGACGUUUUCCUGAGACCGGUUAAACAUCGCUGGAGGCACUCUAGUUGGGAUCGUUGUUCGGCUCCGGGCCAGUACGCCACUCAGGUAAACAAACAGGAAGCUACGUCCUCGGUGUGUCUUGGGUGAUUGUGAACGAAUGGGCUAACAACGCCCUUUCUCAAACAGUCUUUUAGGGGGAGGGUGUUACCACCCCAGGGGUAAACCCGAACACCUUCCUGCCUGCCUACCAUAUUACUGCUGUUCAGCUCUGUUAUUUUUCAGUUAUUUUCCUGGCAGGUUCAGCUCCAAGCAGCGAAGCCUGCUGAAGGCUCCACCCAGCUGCUCCCCAUCAAGCUAAUCAGCUGCAGCUGCUACUUAAGGAGCUGCUGAACUCUCAUUGAAGGAGGGUUUGUGGAGUCAGAAGGAGGUUGUAGAGAGAAAGCAAAGGAGUUUGCUGAGAGCUCAUGUGUUGGAGUAGUCUUCCUUUUUGAGCAUUUGGAGACUUCAUUAAACGUGGCUGUGUUUGUUUAGUCUCUUUGGCAUUUUAUGAGACUCGGUCAAACUAGCAGCUUUUGUUUUGUCCUUUAAGUAACUCGAGACUUUGAUUUAUUUAAUCCUUGGCAUUUGAGCAUUUGAGCCCUUUUAGUUGGAAGCCCAUCGCGAGGCCCCUUUUGGUUUGUACCUCUUGUCUUUUGGUUUUUGCUCUAUUAAGGAGAGGUUUAUUUUGUUGAGGUUCAUAGUCGAUUGCUCAUUUUAGAAACGAGUCACUUUGACUUAAGCCCUUUUUUAAAAGUCAGAGCUUUUUAAGUUAAAGGCCUUUAUUUUCAGGCCUUUAACUUUGCCUGUUUUAAUAAAUUGUAACAAAGCUUCCUCUCUGAGUGAUGUCCCCUGUUGUAGCGUCAUCAAGGUUCUUAAUUUGUGGCAAAGGUCACAUUUACCCAGCUGGGUCAAACAGUAACUUUCAAGUCCACAGAUUAACCAAGGAGUCAAUAUGUCUGGAAGAACAUCACCACUACCAUCCCAGAAGAAGGACACUUCAAGUUCACGAUAAUAAUUAAAUAAUAAUAUUAAUAAAACUCUUUGACUCUUUCAGCAAAUCAGAAGGUCAGUUCCAUCUUAUCCACAGAGUUUAUCCAGAGUAAACAAUAACUGCCAACACGUUUUUGACGCAUGACCAAAGCUUUCUUGCUGAGAGUGGGUGUGUUCUGAGAGCUUUGUAAACUAACCUGCAACAGCUUUCACGUCUGCUCUUGAACCAACACCAUCGAGGAGACGGGUCGGCCGCCCUGACCCUCUGCCAAGCUGUUCUGUCACACAGACAAGAAUAGCUAAGAAUAAACGUAAACUGUAACCAGAUGACGAAAAACUCCUUCCAGAAGUUAUUGAUUUCUUAGUUAAGACGAGAAACUCCUUAAGAGUUAAGCCAAACGCUCGAAACUGUGUACCCGGCGACAUCUCUGGACCAGAGGAUCGGUUCACUCGCGUCUUCUCUACCGGACCGAGUACCAAGAGGACUCCAUCGUCCCUGAUCUUGGGAUCCACAAAGAGGGUCUCCUGUUUGGGUGAGGUAGCACACAGGAAUGUGUUUGAUGCUGUUUUCUCUAAGUAAACAACUCAGGUAGCUAGAAAACAUCAUUUCCAGCCAGAACGCUUUCCUCUUUCUGAAAGAAAUCUUCUGAGAAUUCCAUUCACGCAUCCAAACUCGUAUUUUCAUUUAGCUUUCAUCCAGCCACAGGUUUGCCUUUUGAAAUAAGUUUAAUAUCAAAGCAGUUAAAAAUUGUCAUUAAAUUGUCAUCCAUGAAUUGUCAUUUAUAAUUGUUCUUCAAAUCUUAAAGUUUAAAAAUUGUUAGUAAUAAAAUUCUUCAUUUAUUUAACUUGCCUCAUUCUUGAAUUGAAACACAGAAAGGUAUAAUAUUUCUGGUUAUUGAAAAGCAAAGAUUCCUAGCGUCUGAUUCAAAAUAAACUUUUGCUAUUAAAUUUAAUUAUCUUAAAUUAAACAUUAAUCUUUGGAUUAAAAUAGACCAAGUGAAUUGGUGUAUGAGCUUCUAUUGAUUAUAUAAGUUUCUUGAAUAUUUAUACAGGGAUGAGCCGGAUACUCGUUUCAGACGAGUAUCCGGUACGGAUUAAGCAUUUUUGAUGAAUACGAGCAUGACACGAGUAAACCUCAUAAAUUUCUGUAAUCGUGCUGAAGCAAAAUCCUCAUUGGGUAACUGACUGUCUUCACGCUCUGUGAAUGGCCAGUCACAUAGAGCGCCCGCCCCUUCCUACACACAAAACUCUCUAGCCGGCCGGGAGCUCAGUGAGUCCGGCUCAUCCACGCACACACACACAGAAACGGAUCUCGCUGUGAUUGCUUCACUGUUGCUCACGUUUCUUCAGUUUUCCCUAGGUUUUCUUCAGCUCGCCUCUUUUUCGGUUGAAUAUUUAAAGUUACUUUUUUUGUAACUUACAUGGUGCAUUUGACAAGACAGAGCUGACAUGCUGUGUCUCUACCUCUGCUCUGGUCGGGUUUUUUAUUUUAUUUAACUCCCUCUCUCUCCCUCUCUAUCUCUCUCUCUCUCUCACACACACACACACACACACACACACACACACGCACACACACACACACACACACACACACACACACACACACACACACACACACACACACACACACACACCUCAAUCAACAUUGUUUUGUUUAACUCUGUGUGGGAAAAUGCCAAGAACGUUAAGAAAAAAAUCUGUUAAAUCAAAUUAAAAUAAAAAAAAAUAUAUAUAAAGUUGUGUCUGAUUCUAGCAUUUCAUAUUUCCUAGUUCCUACUGCAUGAGUUCAGAUGUAUUGAUCCAUGCACUUAAAUAUUAAUGUUCUGAUUUUAUUGAAACACUUGUUCUGUAAUAGUUCCUUUACUAUUGUGAUCAAAAAUAUUUAAUCUCUAUUCUGAGGCUGCUCUGUAAAUAGUUUUCAAAUAAACCACACACAUAUCAACUUCUGAUCAAUCCAUAUCAAUUUCAGACUUAAAAUAAUAUAUUGAUGUAAACCACACCCACUUCCGGUUAAACCACGCCCACUUCCGGGUUAUGCCACGCCCACUCCGAGUACAGAUACAGAUAAUUUAGUUGAUUGAACAGAUACAGAUACAGAUAGUGGUGUACUCGCUCAUCCCUAAUUCAUGAUAUAAGCUCAUGUGCUAAUAUGCUGGGUCAUUCUCAGAAUCUAACAACUGAUAGCAAACAGUGUUGAUUCUAGUAUGUAGUUGACCCUACACCAGACCUGGGCAUUUCACGGCCCGCGGGCCACAUCCGGCCCUUUGUGUAUCCUUUUCAGGCCCGCGUGAGUUCAAUAAUGAUUAGAUUAUGUAAAUAUAUGUAGUGAGUGCAAUACGACGGUGCUGCUUUUAUUCUGAAAACCGCUACGCUACUUCCACAUUGACGUAUCUGCGUGUCGCGAGCUUUGAGCAUCAACAUAAAUAUACGGCUUUGAGUGAAGGUGAACAGCCAUAAAUGAUGUUAGCCUCAAGAUGGAAGCACACGCUAAGAAGCGAAAAAUUGAUAGCGAGUGUCGCGUUUUUAACAGGACAUGGACAGCCAAGUACUUGUUCACAGAAAUUAAAGGUGUGCUUGGUCUGUGGUACACAGGUCGCUGUGUUAAAAAGAUUACAAUUUGAAUCGCCACUACACGACCAAACAUGAGGAUAAAUACAGAAAUCUGUCUGAAAAAGAGCGCGCAGGGGUGUCUGAUGCAUUGCUAGCAAAACUGCAAACCCAACAAGGACUUUUCACCAAACUUCACACCAGCAGAGAGGCUGCCGUUCGGACAAGUUAUGUAAUAUCUCACAAAAUCGCCAGGAAAAGUAAGGCAUUUUCUGAUGGAGAGUUUAUUAAGGAGUGCUUAUUGGACUCAGUUACACUGAUAUGCCCAGAGAAAAAGGACGCGUUUGAGAAUGUCUCACUCUCCCGACGUACUGUGACGAGGCGGGUUGAGGACAUCGCUGAGAACUUGGAGCUUCAGCUGAAGAACAGAGCUGCUGACUUUGAAUUUUUUUCUCUGGCUUUGGAUGAGAGCUGUGAUGUGCGUGAUACCGCCCAGCUUCUCAUCUUUUUACGUGGAAUAACUACAGACUUUCAAGUCACGGAGGAGCUGGCUGCCAUGCAGUCAAUGAAAGGAACAACAACCGGCAAUGACUUAUUCAUAGAGGUAAAUGCAUGUUUGGAAAAAUUAGGACUGAAAUGGGACAAUCUGGCAGGUGUAACAACAGAUGGUUGUCCAAAUCUGACUGGAAAAAAUGUAGGACUUUUAAAGAGAAUGCAGGAUAAAGUAACAGAAAUUAAUCCUGUGCAGAAAUUGACAUUUUUGCAUUGUAUUAUACAUCAGGAAGUGUUGUGUAAGACAGUGUUAAAGAUGGACCACGUUGUUGAUGUUGUAACUAAAACUGUUAACUUCAUCAGAGCAAGAGCAUUAAAUCACAGACAGUUUAUUGCUCUUUUGGAGGAAAAUGAGAUGGAACAUGGUGACAUCAGCUACCACUGCUCUGUCAGGUGGCUCAGCCUAAGCAAGGUACUGAAAAGUGUCUGGGAUCUGAGAGAACAGAUUCAGGAUUUUUGUGUGAAGAAAGGACAUGCCGUCCCAGAGCUUUCAGAUGAAGAUUGGGUGGCAGACCUCGGAUUUGCUGUGGAUGUGACUGCACUAAUGAACCAACUAAAUGUCAAACUGCAGUGCAGGGGACUUUUUGUGCAUGAGAUGUACAGUGCAGUAAAGGCUUUCAUGAGGAAGUUGCAGUUUAUCUCAAGCCAAGUGAAGGACAACUUUCUGACCCACUUGCCAACACUAAAGGAGGCUAUUCCAAAUGCCAAUCACCCCCACAAGUACUCAGCCAAGUUAGAAGUACUGCAUGCAGAGUUUUCAAGGCGAUUUCAAGAUUUCAAAGCUCUUGAAAAUGAAAUGAACAUGGUUUCUUCUCCCUUCACCUGCAGUGUGGAUAAUGCUUCAAGUGAUGUUCAGAUGGAACUCAUCGACCUGCAGUCUGACACACUUCUGGCAGAGCACUUCAGGUCAGUCUCACUGCUGGACUUUUAUUCCUCCCUCAAAGAAGAGAACUUUCCACACCUGAGGAAUCAUGCUCAGAGGAUGCUAGUUCUCUUUGGAUCUACCUAUGUUUGUGAACAUACAUUCUCGGUGAUGAAGUUCAACAAAUCCAAACACAGGUCCUCUGUCACUGAUGACCACCUCUCAGCUGUUCUUCGCAUAGCCACCUCAGCCAUUCAGCCAGAUUUCAAUGCCCUUGUUCAAAACCAAAACAGGCUGGAUUAUUCUCACUGAAAAACUCACUUAUUUCUCACUGAAGAAAACAUAACACAAGUCAUUGUAUUGUUGCAUUUCUAUAAACUUCUUGUUUGUUGAGUUAAACAUGUUAAAAUAAAAUGACAUUGAUUCGGUGGUUGCGGUUGUUUUUGUUUUAUUUGGAAUAUGCGCCACAGUUUCACAUAGCAUAGCCCAAUGUAAAUAUUUGCAUUAUUUUAUUUUAGUUGUAUUCUUCUGAUUACCAGUACCAGCUAUUUGUGAUAUAUAAUUUAGUGAAUUUUACUAUUUAAGAAAGUUAAGCCAACUUGGGUUCAAGAUGUCGUUAAUGUGGCCCUCCGAUGCAACUCGGGUUUUGUCAUGUGGCCCCUUGUAAAAAUUAAUUGCCCACCCCUGCCCUACACUGUGUUUGUAAGUUAAGUAGAAGAAAGAUAAGUCCAGUUAGGACAGUUGGUUGUGGUAUUGUUAACCCGGUAGACACUCAAAACCCAUACAAGUAGCUAACUCUAGUCAUUUUACCAUCUCAGAAAGUCUAAGUAUUGGACAUCUCUCUCAGAACCUCCUAGACUCCAGAGGGGGAUGUAACAUCUGGUGUCAGCCCCUAACGGAUGAAGGUGGAACUGCAAUUGUUGCCACUUCUGUGUUGGCAUCAUAAAAUUCCCCAGCCUGGCCUGCCAGACUCCUCCUCUGCUUAAUUCUGCACAGAGAAAGGGUCUGGAAACUCUCCUAUUCAAACAACCCCACCCCGUGAGAAUUCUAACCGCGCCAAUCAACGCUGAGUAGCAUAUAUCACACACCACACCGCAGAGUUUGUCGAACAAGGCGACUGAAACGGAGUUUGCUGCUGCUCUUUCCUCUGGUCUAAAUGACUUGAAUGUCUUUAAAGAGCAAGUAACGUCUAAAUUAACUUUUUUUUGCUGAUGAACUGUAUAAAUGAGUGUCUAAUAGUGUUUUAAAUGUGUGUAUUCAUUAUUUUAGCAUUUUGGUGCAUUUUCUUUAAAAAUUAAAAAUUCUGCCUAAAUACCACAGUAUAGCGCCACCUUCAGCUUAAAACAUAGAAUUUGACUCAUUUUGAAUAAAUUUUAGCCAAUGGCUAAAGAGUAAGAUACUACGUAACCCAGUAGAGUACUACGUAGCAGCUCUGUGUCAAAGCUAUAAAAGCAACGAGCGUCUCGGCCACGCCUUGUGGCGAGUUGGGAGUUGGAUUUGCAAGCGAGCGUAGGACGGUAAGCGGUAGUUCAGCAUUAGCAUAUAGCAUUAGCAUAUCCUAGUCUUUAGCGUAGCCUUUAUUGUUAUACAUACUUAUUUAGUGUUAGCUUGGCUGUUGGAUAGUGUAGUUUAGUUAGUGUUUGGCCGUUAGUGUUAUUAGGAAAGUAGUUCAGGUUUAGUGCUCCAUAUCGUGUUAGUAUGCUGUGAGAAGGUGUAGUGUAGUAUGGUUGCGGUGGCUCUGUGGGGUUGUACUCCUUUCCGCUGGACUUAGAAAUUAGGCGCCAGUGGUUGCGUGUCUGGAAAACAUUCAGCUCCCGCCGGGUGCUGUAGUUUGCAACCAGCAUUUUACCAGCGAUUCUGGUCUCCGUUUGAAGAGGGAGGCAAUGCCCACCGUGGCUCUUCCGCGAUUUAGAUGCAGUCCACCGACUCUGCUCCCCCACCAUGACGGGCUCCAGUCUGAGGUGAGUAAGCUAAAUAGAAGUUAACAUCUUCUAAAGACAAUUUCCUACCUAAAUGCAAAGUUUGCGAGACGUGGUUCACUCCAUUUAGCUAAUAUCAGCCUGCACUGCCUUCGGGCUGAUUUGUCAAGUUCACAAAAUGUGGAACGGGAUGUAAGGUUAGAAUCAGCGGCGAAUCGGAACAUAUCUCGAAGCCCUGGCCGACAAAACGGUCCACAUGACUGUCAGGCUCAGAGAAAAUUCGGGUUGUUUUUGUGUCAGUCGGUAAUUCUGCAACAGUGACUCUAACUAACGCAGCACUAGUUGACAGACAUCAUUACAGCGUGAAAUCCAGCACAGCGUGACCCGGUUCCGUGAGGAAUUCUGUUCAGGAGGUCGCAUUUCAGGCUCUCCACAUCAUAUGCGACUGACUUUUACGUUAUAACAACGAUCACACACUAGGAAUGUUAUAAAGCGCCUAUACAGGACAGUUUCUUUUGUAUAGUAUCUGACUUUAUAAACAACAAUGUGCUUCUAUUUUUUUUAGGCUAAAUCUACCCAAGACACUGGCUGUCAGACUGAUUUAGCUGCAAGAAUGCACUUGUCCAGGCUGACGUGAAGCGUUACCCGUAGCAAAGAGCUCACAGCCGCAGUGUGUCUUGUGACACAGGGACCAUAACGGAAAUUCAUCUUCCAGAAAGUCCCAGAGCAGCGUCCACACCCCUGAAAAGACCAAGAUGUGAGGUGUCUGCUGUUGAUUCCAGCUUCCACCUCAGUGACAGUGCAAGCUCAGUGAACUGUUCAAGGAGACUACUGAUUCUGGCCCUGUGACACUUGGUGGUGACGUGUGAGCUGAUUCACCUGGUAAAUAACUUUUACAUUAAAUAUUUUGUUCUUUGCUAUCAAAAGUAAAUUAACUAAUAACCUGCAUUAUUGCAGGACACUCAGCAAAAUAUGGACUCUACACCAUGAGGCAGGCACACGUUAAUAACUCAAUAAGAGCACAUAAGCCUGGCUGAUCACCUGAUAACUCCUGUCAUCUGGUUAUGACAGCAUGAGGAUGUCCUCACACACCUGUAACCUAUCAGCUCAUCUGGCAGAAUAGAGAGAGAAGAGACAACACCACUUCUCCUGUUCCUGGAAAGCCUUCAGCCAUCCUUAGAUGACUGAGAACCUCCAUCAGCUCUGUCUCCUGUCUGCCUACAAUUAUUAUAAUAAAUAUUGUGUUUGACAAGUUUUUUUGUGCUGCCAAAUAUCUCAUUUUGAUUCCAGUUUUGAUAUUUUAAUGGAUAUUUAUAAAUUACAUUGAUUAUCACAUUUUUGUUGCAUGUUUAACUAGCUCUAUUGUGAUGAAUUAAACUAGCACCUCACUGUUAAAAGCUCGUUUUAAUUUCAAGCAUGUUUAAGUAUUUAUGGACAUGAACAAAAACAGGAAAUAUAUAAAUUAAGAUUUAUUUAAUUAAUAUAACAAAUAAGGGGGAAAGAGUCAUUGAAAGGCACAUUCUUCCGGAAGCUCCUGAUCCUGACGACACCAGAGACCAGCUGCAGACACCAGAGGACCUAGAACCAAGAGAGCAGCUGUUAUCAGUAAAUAAAUAAAUCAGGGCAGUUUUAGUGGGCUGAACACAUUACAGAAUAAUUUUCUCAUGGGGUAUUUUCAUACAUUUCUAUGCAGCAGACUGUAACUUGAGCUCCUGGAGAGAUGCUAUCCAGCACGUUUCAGUGGUUUUCCUGCUUUAACAGGUUAGAUUAGCUGUUAAGCAGCUCAGCUAUUUGUUGCUGAUUAAAACCAGGUGUGUUGAAGCAGAUAAACCUCUAAAACAUGCUGAAUACUAGCUCUCGGGCCGUGGAGCAAAACCCUGCAGCUAAUCCAAUACUAUGGCUAACGCCUACUUACCAUUCAGAGCUGGUUCUGUUGGGUCGGUUCCGCUAGUUCAGGCAACUCACAAGCUCAAAACAAUAAGGCUCAGGUCCGCUUGUCUCCUCCAAAUAUACUUGGUCCCUUUCUUCUCGAGUGUCUGGGUAAGGAGGGGGAGAAACGUCCUCCACUUCUAAUAACUGCUCAGAGAGAGGGGAGCUAGCAUCGUCUAGUUAGCCAUCGUCUUCGUCACUGCCGCGGCUCCGCCCUCUCGGUCCUCCAGGCAACGCCUACUAAUGUUGCAUUUUUUUAAAUUGAUACGUGGGUGGAGAAGGACUCCGAGGCACACUUUACCUGCUCUUUAAAACCACAACAAGUAGAAGCGCUAAAAGUAUUUCCUCUAAAAUAAACAAGAUGUUUGCGCCGUUGUCAGACACCUUAAUUUUUUUUGUACUACUGCUAAAAAUAAAAAACUACAGUGUCGAGCAGUACAGUCAGCAUUUCCGUCUUUUUUCUGAUUGGUUAUUUUUGAGCUGCCUGUCCCGCCCCUCAGCCUGUUAGUUACCAGACUCUCUGUGCAGAAUUAAACAGGACGAGUCUGGCAGGCCAGGCUAAAGAUUCCCAGGAUUGUGCAGGCUUGUUUUAAACUCAUGUCAAUAUCUGCAGUAUUUGGCACAGCUCAAAAAUCUAUUUGAUUAGUGUGACUGCAAUCAAAGUGAAUUCUUUCACAAAACAAGCAUAUUUUUAGUUCCAACUCCAGAACAAUGAACCAUCUCAAUUAAAUGAAUACUGCAAUGUUAGCCAAAGUAGGACUUGCGUUCAGAUAACAGAAUCACACGUCUAGAGUUAAUUACACCAAUUCAACCAUUUUAACCUCCACUCACUGCAUGCUUGGACAUUUUGUAACAGAAUCCUGCUGGUGUGAGCAGCUCUCUCCUCAAUAACAGACAAGGAAACAGGCAGCUGCUACCACUUCUACUUUAGGACAACUGGUAAAUAUCCUUUCUUUGUAUAGCGCUUUCUAGGGUUGAACAGAUUAGCCCUCUUAAUGUCAGUUUUUUGAUGAGGUAUUUGAAGAAUCCUGAGUCUGUGGCAUCAUCCUCCCAUAUUUUCAGUCCAUACUUCUGGUUGUGCUAUGACCUCUUAAGGUUCUUCUGGAGGUGAACAACAAGGAGGAC